Aspergillus calidoustus is the source of this 477-nucleotide messenger RNA. NCBI's taxonomy places the organism in Eukaryota, Fungi, Ascomycota, Eurotiomycetes, Eurotiales, Aspergillaceae. The record is from the annotation of a GenBank genome assembly.
AUGCUGCGCCAUCUACGACAAAUCCCAAUCUGCAAUUCGGCCGUCCAAGUCCUAGCUAAGCGAUCCCUCUCGAUCUCUCAGUCCUUUUCCGAAAAGGCCCUUCCGCCGCGCCUGAAGCUUCUCGAUGCCGACAUAACCACCUCUUACCUCAAGGGCACUGGCCCAGGAGGUCAGAAAAUUAAUAAAACAAACUCCGCCGUUCAAUUGAUUCAUAAGCCCACGGGUAUCGUCGUGAAAUCCCAGGCCACGCGAUCGCAGUCCCAGAAUGAGAAAAUCGCGCGCCAAAUACUUGCAGAUAAAGUCGAGCAGCUAUUGAAGGGGGACGAAAGCCGCGUUGCGCUCAAGGCGGAGCGGGAGCGGAAGAAGAAGGCGAGCCGCGCAAAGAAGAGUCGGAGGAAGUAUCGCGAAUUGGAGAAGAAGGAGGUAGAGCGUGGAGAAGGAGGAGGCGAGGCUCAUCAAGAUGGAGGGGAAUUAUGA